Messenger RNA from Saccostrea cuccullata (small rock oyster), 1339 nucleotides. RefSeq names its product alpha-protein kinase vwkA-like. Bases 190 to 1146 code for a protein of 318 amino acids. The transcript is spliced from 3 exons. Gene Ontology annotation, molecular function: ATP binding; protein serine/threonine kinase activity. Gene Ontology annotation, biological process: protein phosphorylation. The record is from RefSeq and is a predicted model, not a curated record. NCBI's taxonomy places the organism in Eukaryota, Metazoa, Mollusca, Bivalvia, Ostreida, Ostreidae.
CUUUGAGACGUACGAGGACUAGGAAGGUUUAUACUUGCCAGGCAAAUUAACACAAAACCGCUGUUUUGACAGGUGAACUUUGGAUCAUUCCAGGAAUCCAGUCUUUUACAUGCCGAUAAUUGAAUUCAUCAGCAAGACACGCCAGAGUUAUGUAAAAAGGGCGUUUGAGAGAACACGCACGUUCGAAAAAUGGGUCAACAAAUCAGUGUGGAAACGUUAUGUGGACAAGAUGAGGACGGGGAAGGGCGAUACUGGUGUAGUUUUGAGCCGUAUCCAUAUAGAGUGGGUGCUCGAAAGCUGUCCUACAUGGGGAUACUAAAUGGUGAAGGACCUCGAAGAGGAAAGCGAUGUCUCGUGAAGGCGUUCCGACAAGGUUGUGCCACUAGGGCAGAUUGGAACCAUGAAAAGGAACGAGCAAUGAUGGCGAAAUCUUUAGCUUUAGAAUUCAAUAGGGAAAUGUCCGAAAUUGGUGAGCGUGUGAAUCUUGUCUUCCAUACCCCAAUGCUUGUUGAAAUCGACGAAGUUUCUUCAUAUAUGUGUAUUGCUAUGUUUCUUGGCAAGCCAAGAAAGAAAAUGAGAGAGCUUGAAUAUGUUUCUGUGGAGCCGUAUCUUUCUGGCAAGUUCCAAAACUUUAACAGUUCUAAGACGAAAAUGUUUGACUCCAUGGUCAUGAAUGCUUAUUCUCAUUAUACUUGGUGCUGCACGCAGGGGGAAUGUGUUGUUACUGGAAUGAAAGGUGUGAAACAGUUUGAAAACUAUUACUUGACCGUACCAGUCGUUCAUUCUCGAGACCAAAAAUACGGUCGAACAGAUAUGGGACAAAUGGGCAUUGACAACUUCUUUGCUAAUCAUCAGUGUAACGACUUCUGUCGGAACCUGCCACGGUUGGAUGAACUGGCGUGCUUUCCAAAAGACUGUGACCUUGAUCUUGUAGCUUUCCAGCUAGAAAGCGCGGGAUUUUUCACCAAGAAAAUGAAAUCAGAAUUUCUCGCAUCGCCAAGAAAAAUCGGAUCGACCGUUCAUUGCGAUAAACCUAGUCACUGUGUUUGUGAAUUCUUCCGCCUCCCUUGCCCACACAGGAUUGAACACACUUCCGGAUUAAUUUACGCGAUUAAUCGUUCGUAUGUUCAAGAAAAGAGUAGAUAAUUGGUCUUUGAAAUGGAUUUCUUAGCCCCCCAAAAAUCAAGUUUGAGAAAAACAGGCUAUAAGGAAUUUUUACUACGCAUGUGCAUGUGAUCUUCCAUAUCAUCUCUAGGUGCUUUUUACAAUACUUUCAAGACAAAUAUGGCCGUUUUAUAUUCAGUGAAGCUGAGUGUGAGCAAUGUUGACGUCAUCAGAA